Anguilla rostrata (American eel) is the source of this 4080-nucleotide messenger RNA. Its product is annotated as transforming growth factor beta-1 proprotein-like. The record is from RefSeq and is a predicted model, not a curated record. Gene Ontology annotation, biological process: regulation of cell population proliferation; transforming growth factor beta receptor signaling pathway. The transcript has 7 exons. Gene Ontology annotation, cellular component: extracellular region. Gene Ontology annotation, molecular function: cytokine activity; growth factor activity. Lineage: Eukaryota; Metazoa; Chordata; Actinopteri; Anguilliformes; Anguillidae. Bases 763 to 1947 code for a protein of 394 amino acids.
AGAGGAGGGGAGAGAGAGAGGGAGAGAGAGAGAGUGACAGAGACAGGGGGAGAGAGAGAGGGAGAGAGAGAGAGUGACAGACAGAGGGGGAGAGAGGGAGAGAGGUGCGUGCAGACGCCGGUCCGCAGUGUGCUGAGCAGUCGGGGAGUUUCUCCUGUCAUCUGUCACCAGGUCCCGUGCCGAGUGAAGGGGCUUUCCCCGAAAAGCCAGGUAGGAGGCGAGGCGUGCCUGCCGCGUCCGCUGAAGCGCCGCCGCGCGUCUCCCCCGGGCGCUGACUCCGCGCUCUUAAAGACCGGCCGCGUCGCCGGCGCACGCUCAGACUCCCGCCAGGGGCGACGCCGCCUGCCAGCUCACGCGUGAUGUGCUAACCCGGCUCUCUGGUCCCCGAGCGAGCGAGCGAACGUUCCGACCCCUGCGCCGGGCUCCGGGGACGCCGCUGCCGCCGCCGCCGCCGUACGCGUGAGUCAGACGCGGAGAGGCGGGCGUGCCAGCGAGACGGUGACUCAGUCCCCCCCCGGACGGGGUCCUCGGGUCGCCCCAGGGGGGUAGUCCAGCCCGGCCCCCCCCCAACGCUCCAGUGAAAGGGAGCCGCCGGGUGGAAAGGAGGCGACAGAUCGAUUCGGAAACGACCGGAGAGCUCCGUCUGGCAGGAGCUGGCAGAGAGGAAACUUCACACGCUCGCAGAACGCCAACGCGCCCGACCGGCGCCUGACGGAUUCCGCUGACGCCCUGUGCGACCGGGACCGCCCGCGCCGGGCGACCAUGAGGCUGGGGUGCGCCGUUUUGGGCGCCCUGUGGGUGCUGGGCAGCGUGUGCCCGAGCUGGGGCAUGUCCACCUGCAAGCCCCUGGACCUGGAGCUGGUGAAGACGAAGAGGCUGGAGGCCAUCCGGGGCCAGAUCCUCAGCAAGCUGCGGCUGCCCAGGGAGCCCAAGCCCGAGGAGGACGAGGAGGAGGAGGAGGAGGCGGCGGCGAGCGGCCCUCGCCGCCGCGUCAUCCCCGACGCCGUCAUGUCCGUCUACAACAGCACCCUGGAGCUGAGCCGCGAGCAGGCCGAGCAGGCCAGCGCCCUGCCCUCGCUGGACGCCGACGAGGAGGAGUACUUCGCCAAGGAGGUGCACAAGUUCGACAUGAAGGACAAAAGCGAGAACAACACGGGGCAGCAGAUACUCUUCAACGUCAGCGAGAUGCGGGCCAGCCUGGGCGGCGCCCGGCUGCUCUCGUUGGCCGAGCUGCGGCUCCUCAUCAAGAGCUCCAGCAUGCCCCCCGGCACCGAGCAGAGGCUGGAGCUCUACCAGGGCCUGGGGGACCACGCCCGCUACCUGGGAUCACGCUUCGUCUCCAACGGCUGGAUCGACCGUUGGCUGUCGUUCGACGUCACGCAAACCGUGAAGGACUGGCUACAGGCUACUGAAGGAGAGCAGUGGUUCCAGCUGAAGCUGUACUGCGAAUGUGGCAAGGCCAUGGAGAAUUUCCAGUUCACCAUUUCAGGGAUGGGCAAGCAGAGAGGGGACAUCGGCAAGCUCGCCAAGAACAUGCAGAAGCCCCACAUCCUGAUGAUGUCACUUCCUGCGGACCGUGUCAGUCAUCUCACCUCGCGCAAGAAACGGGCUCCAGGCACCGACCAGACUGGCGCAGACAGGUCCGAGGGCUGCAACGUCCGCAGCCUGUACAUCGACUUCCGCAAGGACCUGGGCUGGAAGUGGAUCCACGAGCCCACGGGUUACCAUGCCAACUACUGCAUGGGCUCCUGCACCUACAUCUGGAACGCCGACAACAAGUACUCCCAGAUACUGGCUCUCUAUAAGCAUCACAACCCCGGGGCUUCUGCCCAGCCCUGCUGUGUUCCCCAGGUUCUGGACCCCCUCCCUAUCCUCUACUACGUGGGAAGGCAACACAAGGUGGAGCAGCUGUCCAACAUGAUCGUGAGGUCCUGCAAGUGCAGCUAAAGCCGCCGCUCCCCGCGAGCUCCGCCUGGCCAGCGCUCUCUCUCCCUCUCUCUCCCUCCCUCCCUCGCUCUCUCUCUCUCCCUCUCCUUCCUCCUGCGUUCGACGGAGGGAGGGAGGCAUGCCGCACGCCACGGAGCAGGGAGAGGAAAGGAAGGAAGGAUGGAGAGAUGUACAGAGAAGGACUGAGGAGAACAGAGACGAGCGGACGGAGCACCAGGAAGAAAAGAACAAUCGGGGGCGAUCUGCGGAAUUUUUAAUUUCCGUCCUUUCAACAGAGGAACUGAUGGGACAGUACAAAGAACUCGAUUUUUAAGCUUUUAUAUGAAAUAUUUAAUUGUUUUAUUAUUAUAUAUUUUUUUUUUAGCAGUUGUCUGUUUAUAGAUUCAAAUUAAUUUAUUUUGUUAAAAGCGAUUUGCUGUUUUGGGGAACUGAAACUCGGUGGGAGAGAAAUUGACCUUUGUGGUUUUUAAGGGAGUGAGCACUUGCCACGGUAGUUUUUGUAAACCGUAGUCAAUAGGAAUUAAAAUACACUGAACUGGCAUGACGAGGACUGUGUCAAAAAAUGGCUGAAAUUGCUAAAAAGUUCUAAUUGCCCCUCCUUACUACCUUACAAUUAGGCCUUUACAUUUAGGCAGAAUAAAAGUGUAGGAAAAUGAUGCUGUGUUCUCUAAGGAGCAGAGCACUAACGCAGCACACGCACACACAGCCAGUCUCCGUGGAAAAGGCACGACACGAGAGGAGCUUAAUCUCGUUGCGCUCCUAGAAAUCUCAGUUUAGCCGAAAACCUUUUGAAAGGACAGCGAACCUCGCAUCUCAGAAUGUCGGUGUGUGCUGAUCGGCGACGGGUCAGUUCCUCCUUUGGGCCUAACGGGUCGCGCCUCACACGGAAGUGAGCGCGCUAGCCCAAAAAACCGAAGGUGCGCUUAGAGGCAUUGCCCUGCUAGCACACGGUAAAGUAAGGCAGGCGAACGAACAGCUGGCGCCGGCCAUGCCGACGAUGCUUUCCUGGCGGGAGAGACCUGACUGGCUGUCGUUACGGGCGCUGGACGCAACCCCACCUCCGAGAUGGCGUAGACCGCAGACCACGUCUCCCCGUCCAAUCCUGGCCGGGCAUCGCUGGACCGACCCCACCACCACAGGCCCAGGAGAACGGACUGUACUCUACACUCAACAUCACCAAAGGACCCCCACUCCCCUGCACCCACCUCGCCCCCCCACCCCCGUCACAGCUCGACUGCCUGUCACGGGUGUAGGAGACGCCAUCCCAGGAUGUUCUGGGUUGUGAGCUCUCAAUAAUUUCAUGGUUUUUAAAAUUGAUUUCAUUCUUUUUGUUUGGUGUACUAUAGUAAUUAUGUCUCUGUAAUGUCUUCCUCGCUUGUUCCAAGUUUUAUUGAGUGUCAUGUAUUGAUAGGGGUAUUGAAUAACAUCAAUAAUAGUAUUGCGAGUGCUAGAAUGUUAAUUGUCGGGUUGGUUUGAGAGCUGAGCGGUGUACUUGUGGUGGCAGUGUAGGGGAGGGGUGGGUAACUUUAUUCAUUGUGUUUUUCUGUCACUAUUUUAAACAGAUCCACAUUUUAUUUCACAGUCUUUACACCUUUACAUUGGUCUUUACAACAUGCUGCAGGGUUAAAUUAUAGAUACGUUCGUUAAAAAACGUUCAGCGUCCUUUUUCCUGGUUACUGGAGCUGGCACACACCUUGUAUUUAAAGGCUGGAGGUGGCACACACCUUGUGUUAUUAAAUUGUUUCCAGGUGCUAAUCUUGGGGAAAAACCCAUGACACAUCCAUCAGAUUCACUCUGAAAAUUUAAUUAUUAUUGGCUGGACCGCAACAGCGGGGCCAGCCCUACAAACGCAAAUGUCUGUGACUGAGUGACUGAGUGAGUGAUGAAGUUACACCAUUGGUUGGCCGAGUUAUUAAGUUACACCAUUGGUCGGCUGGUUGAAGUGCAUUAGGUCCAGCCACAUACUAGGUUUUGACCUGGUCUUGUUUUCUUUGCACUGGCUAUCUCUGUCUCCUUAUUUACAGCAUCGCCUGCCAGCUACAGUGACCUUACAAGCUAGAAAUAUCUUUAGAGUACCGUGCCUUUACUGAACACGUUUUCGUGAAUGAAACAAAAAUAAACGGUUUCCUCUUG